Molecule: messenger RNA, 2016 nt
Organism: Drosophila guanche
Lineage: Eukaryota; Metazoa; Arthropoda; Insecta; Diptera; Drosophilidae
Product: cytochrome P450 307a1
Exons: 2
Coding region: 256-1971 (571 amino acids)
Molecular function (GO): iron ion binding; oxidoreductase activity, acting on paired donors, with incorporation or reduction of molecular oxygen; heme binding
Source: RefSeq, a predicted model, not a curated record
UGAUUUACGUACGUUCAUACAUACAUGUAUGCACAUUCAAAUAAGAAUGAUAUAUAACUUUGCGCUUUAACUUUAGACAUUCAAAUGUGAAAACUAAAGAAAGUGCUUCGAAUAACAAGAACGUUAAAAAUGCGCCAGAAACUUUGUCGCUGCGAGUCUAUAUAAAAACCUGGCAUCAACAGAUAUCUGGUUUAGUCGAGAAUAUUGAGCUAAUCAGUAAUUUUUUAGGGCAACAAAAUUGAGGAGGAAACAGUCAUGUUUUUUUCGGUGUGCUAUUUUAUAAUCGGAAUUGGCUUUGUAUCAAUAGUGAUUUCUUACGUAUUAAUAAUUGUUAAGUGCAAGCAAAAAGCCACUGUUCGAAUCGGGCUUUCCAAUCCUGAAAAGGAAAUUCGAAAGUUUGUUCAGGCUCCUGGUCCGCAACCAUGGCCAAUUAUCGGGAACCUCGAUCUAUUAGGUCGAUUUAAAUGCAACCCUUUCGAGGGUCUUGGAGCAUUAACACAACAAUACGGUGAUAUAUAUUCAUUGACUCUUGGUCACUCCAGAUGCUUGGUAGUAAAUAGCUUAGAUUUAAUUCGAGAAGUUCUUAAUAAAAAUGGUAAAUUUAUUGGUGGACGUCCGGAUUUUAUACGAUAUCAUAAACUCUUUGGAGGCGACCGAAACAAUUCACUCGCACUAUGCGACUGGUCACACUUGCAACAAAAACGGAGAAACUUAGCUCGACGGCAUUGUUCUCCGCGGGAAUCGUCUCCAUAUUUUAAUAAAAUGUCUCAAAUCGGCUGUAAUGAGAUCAACCACUUAAUGCGUGAGCUAAAUAAAGCCCAACCAGGAAAACCCUAUGAUAUUAAAAAAUUAGUUCUUGGAGCUAGCGCCAAUAUGUUUUGCGAAUAUAUGUGCUCGAUAAGGUUUGAUUAUAGUGACAAGGAAUUUCGUCGAAUAGUGAGAUACUUUGACGAAAUUUUUUGGGAAAUUAACCAAGGAUAUUCGUUAGAUUUCCUACCAUGGAUGCUACCGUUUUAUAAGAAACAUACCCAAAAAAUCAUGAAAUGGUCUACAACAAUACGUAAAUUUAUUUUGGAUAGGGUUAUUCAUCAACGAGAGCAAAUGCUCGAUUUAGACGAACCAGAAAACGACUUUACAGAUGCCUUGCUGAGAAGCCUUAAAGAAGACCUGGAUGUAUCACGUAACACGAUUAUAUUUAUGCUGGAAGAUUUUAUCGGUGGCCAUUCGGCUGUCGGAAAUCUGGUUAUGUUAGCACUUGCUUACAUAGCCAAAAAUCCUACAAUUGGACGUAGAAUUCAACAUGAAGCUGAUAUCGUCUCAAAUAAAGGGAGUCGCUUAAUAAACCUUCAUGACAUGGAAGCAAUGCCCUAUACAAUGGCUACCAUUUUUGAGGUCCUCCGAUAUUCCUCAUCUCCCAUUGUUCCCCAUGUCGCAAUGGAAGAUACAGCUAUUGCUGGAUUUGGCGUCACUAAAGGAACAAUCAUUUUUAUUAAUAACUAUAUGCUAAACAUGAGUGAAAAGUAUUGGAACUCUCCCGAUCAUUUUGAACCAAAAAGAUUUCUGGAUGAAACUAAUAAAAAGAACACCUGGAAAACUGUAAAAUGUAAUGACCAUAGACGCAGUUCUGAGGCGUCUGACUCCGGCAUAGAGUUCGAAAAAGAAAUGGAUGUGCACCCAAUAACUAUUGAUAAGUUUUCUAGUACAAAAAACUAUAAAAAAUACAAAAAAAUAUCUACAGAGAUGUGUGGAUACCAAUUGAAAAAAAAUAUUCCUCACUUCCUCCCUUUUAGUAUAGGCAAGCGCACGUGCAUAGGACAAAAUCUGGUGCGGGGAUUUGGGUUCGUUUUAUUAGCAAAUAUAGUGCAGUCUUACAACGUUACCAGUGCUGAUAUAUCCGAAAUUAACAUUAAGCAGGCCAGUGUGGCCUUGCCGGCCAACUGUUUUCCCCUAGUAUUGUGGCCAAGAACAUAAUAGCAUUGAAAAGACUCGUGCCCAACAGACAUACAUAUAUACAUA